Agrilus planipennis (emerald ash borer) is the source of this 1770-nucleotide messenger RNA. RefSeq lists its product as uncharacterized. Lineage: Eukaryota; Metazoa; Arthropoda; Insecta; Coleoptera; Buprestidae. The record is from RefSeq and is a predicted model, not a curated record. The coding region runs from base 695 to 1189 and encodes 164 amino acids. Gene Ontology annotation, biological process: septate junction assembly. The transcript has 2 exons.
CCAUAUUAAGGUAAACAUUUCAACUGUUAGGAAUUAUUUUGGAGAUCACUGUUAAGUAGUAAUGGCAUGUAAUGGCGUCUGGCCGCCAUAUUGAAAAUAUCGAAUUUGUAACCCUACCUUCGAUUUGUCAUAACUACGUAAACAUUUUAAGUGUAGGGAAUGAUUUAGAUAUGUUAUGAUCCACUUCAAGAUCGCAUAUAAGUCUGUCUGACUGUCAUCAUUGGAUUAAUUAUUUUUUUGGCAAAACAUUAGUGUCAUGAAAUUCAACAGGUUUUGACAGUAGCGUACCGUAACUUGUUUUUUGUUUUACAAGGUUGCAUUUGUCAAUACUUCUAUUUAGCAUUUGCAUAUUUUUUCUGUAUAUCUAGUAGAUACCUACGAGCCUAGAAUUAAUUUCGCAAUGAGGAUUAAUUAUCACACUAAUAUUCAUCGGUUAACUAAGGAACUUUUGUUGCUCUAGACAUUCCUAUGUAGGUGUGCACGGGACGUAAUUAGUUAAUUGAUCUUGGGGUUAAUAAGGUAAAUUAACUACGGCGCACGAAUUCUUCCGUCCACUGGCACAUUGACUGAUUCAGUUUUGAUACGGGCAUCUUCCAUCUGUACGCGACAAUAACUGUAUCAGCUUUUCUUUAAUCGAGUGUUUCUUUCAUCCGUCAAAACGGUGUACGAUUUGCUAAGUAACAACCCCCCAGUUAUGAUGAAUGUCGAUUACGAAUGUAAUCAGAAAGAGGAAGAGUCGAAAGUUGUCCCGAAGAGGUCGCUUAAGAAAUUCUUUCUGAGGAAUUGGCAACUUGGAAUAAAGAUUGUCGAAAUUGCGAUAUGCAGUCUCUGCGUGAGUUUAUCUUUCGAACCUCUACGAUCUGUGAAUCAUCUCCAUUACAUAAACAUCAUUCUAACAACUUUUGAAGAGUACAUCCUGAUAAACGUGGUCCUUGUUGUAUCUAGAAUGCUUGGAGAGAGGACAAGUUACAAAACUACCACGAUAUUCUCCAUCUUGGGAGCGGCACUCCAUCUCGUGUCAGCCAUUCUAUUGAUAGUUGCAAAGGAUGUUCCUCGAGCAAGUCCAUUUCUACCUCCUCAUCAUGACAUGCUCAUCAUGUUGAUUACCGCCGCCGCUUUUUCUAUUAUAAAUACUGUCGUGUUUAUUGUUGAUGCUUUUUUUACGUUUUUUACACAACAAAACUUUUAAUUAGGUGAUGUCUGUUGUAAUUUAAGUGCUGCAUGUUCGUAUUAAACAAUAAAAAUAAUUUUAUUUGCGUCUUUUCUAAAAAAAUAUUAAUAAAUGAAUUCAUGAACAGGGGGGAGCCACAACAAGUGCCAAUACAUUAGGAUUUCGUUGAGGGGGAGGGUCAUUUAUGUGUGAUUUUACCUCUCCUUCAGAAAAUUCGUUCUAAUAAACAAAGCAUCUGAUAACAUUUCUUAACCAUUUAGGUAACACUUGCAUUUCAAUAAUGUAAAAUAGUUAAAUUCAUAUACGUCAUAAAUUCGUUCGUCUAUUGGCGAGAGGCUUCGAGUUCGAUUUUUGGAAUAUUCAAUCAACUUUCGUCAUUUUUUUUUAUCAGUAAUUUCAUUGUAAUCUACUUAAGUAGCAGUGAGUUAAUAACGAUUCCUGUAAACAGGUGAUGUCGUAAUGACGAUUUCAAAAUUUUGAAACUGGUCAAAAUAAAGUGCUUCAGUUGCGGGUCAUCUGGGUAGAUAUGAUUUUAUAUUUAUAAAAUAUCGAACGAAUUAAGUACUAUAAUCAUAUAAAUUUUUUAUAGUCCAGAAUUG